Phytophthora nicotianae INRA-310 is the source of this 189-nucleotide messenger RNA. RefSeq lists its product as hypothetical. The coding region runs from base 1 to 189 and encodes 62 amino acids. The record is from RefSeq and is a predicted model, not a curated record. NCBI's taxonomy places the organism in Eukaryota, Oomycota, Peronosporomycetes, Peronosporales, Peronosporaceae. The transcript has 2 exons.
AUGAGCGACACGACUACAAGCUCUGACGACAAGGUGGCGGAGGCACUGGCCUACGCCAAAACCGUACCAACACGAUACAAACGGCUCAAGACGCGAUACCAGCGGAAGUUUCGCGUUGUGGACUGGCACCAGCCGAGAUCGCGGGCGAGGCGCAAUUUGGCAAAAUGUGGUCACCGAGGUGCAACAUGA